AAAUAGGUGCUGCGUGCAAUAUGGGUGAAAUACUGCACAUUUUGGAGUCGAUCCGACGAUACCAAUUGAGGGAUUUGAUUCAGCUGUGACCGCGUCACCUUGCCAGUCAUGUUUAAAACGAAGGAUCCUGAGAAGUUUCACCUGGUGACUGAUGUAAAAAGUACCUACUCUAACGCGGGGAGCACUCACAGCCUCGAGGCGAUGAAGCAAAAUCUCACCGGUGGCAUCAAGCACUGCCAUGAUAACAGCCACGCGCAGGAAGACCGAGAGCGGGAGAAGAAAAUCGCCAGGAAGCGAUUGUAUGUGGUCUCGGUUGUCUGCCUGAUUUUCAUGAUUGGCGAAAUCCUCGGUGGGUAUUUUGCAGGAAGCCUUGCGGUGAUGACCGAUGCGGCCCACCUGCUUGUAGACUUCACCAGCUUCAUCAUCAGUCUGCUGUCACUCUGGCUCUCCUCCAGACCAGCAACGCACAAACUCAGCUAUGGCUGGCACCGUGCAGAGAUUCUGGGUGCACUGCUGUCAGUUUUAACCAUCUGGCUGGUAACGGGCGUGCUGGUUUACCUGGCGGUGGAGCGCCUCAUCAGUGACAAUUACACCAUCGAUGGCACGGUCAUGCUCAUUACCUCCGGCUGUGCGGUUUUGGCCAACAUUAUCAUGGCCCUCACCCUUCAUCAGUCGGGCCACGGCCACAGUCACGGAGGACUCUCUUCUCAUGGCCACGGUCACACAGACGUGGAGAAAGAACGUGCCAGUCAAGGGCGCAGAGUGCAGCAGGCGAACGCCAGCGUGCGCGCUGCCUUUGUGCACGUGGUGGGGGAUCUUCUCCAGAGCCUCAGCGUGCUUGUCAGCGCCAUCAUUAUCUUCUUCAAGCCAGAAUAUAAGAUUGCGGACCCCAUCUGCACCUUCCUCUUCUCCAUGUUGGUCUUGUGCACCACCUUCACCAUCAUGAGGGAUAUUCUGAUAGUGUUAAUGGAAGGUACCCCAGUGGGGGUGAGGUACGGCGAGGUCAGGGACGGUCUGCUGGCAGUCAAAGGGGUCACGGCCGUCCACAACCUUCACAUCUGGGCCCUCACUGCCAACCAGGCCGUGUUGUCUGCACAUGUAGCCAUAGACGAGUCGGCGGAUGCUCAGACCGUUCUCCGAGAGAUGACGCAGGCCUGUUACUCCUCUUACAACUUCCACACAGUCACCAUCCAAAUGGAGCGGCAGGCGGACCUGAAGCCUGGGUGCAGCCUGUGCGAGGACCCAAAGAUGUAGUCGAACAAGCCAGGCAUCAGCAUCGCAUCCGCAGUCCCAGUUUUGCUUGGCUUCCGUCACUAUUUGCUGAUGCUGCAGUAAUCUGUGGACCCUGUGGUACUGAUAUUUUCCCAAGAAGCGCUCAGGUAGAACUACCGAUGAGCUUGUACUGGAACGAAAGACAACAAUGGAGCUUUUUUUCCCACCUCAUCCAAGAGAAGCUUCCUCCGUCCUUAUUGUCUUAACUGUAGCUGUAUUAAGUGUAUUCCUGUCGAGCUACGUAACCUGUAUGAUGAGAGCAUCAAGGGGCUUUCAAUACUUUCUCCAAGUAUAGGUGUAAGGUACAAGUUGACAAUAUAUAUUCAAUAAAUGAGUAGAUCAGAUCAAUAACUCUGCUGUCUGGGAUGAUAAAACACUGUUAAGUACAUGCAUUCAAUAGCCAGCAUCGGGGUGAGCGAUGGCGCAUAUUUUGCUAUCGAUCUGGAGUAAAUGCAGAACCGGUAUUGUUGAUACUGAUACCGAUACUUUCAGAGUAUCAUUGAAUGAUUUUGUUUAAAACCCGCUACAUGAUACUGUUGUUUCCCUGGGCAGCUCCUUCAGCAGCAGACUGUUACACCCACGGUGUAAGAGGGAGAGAUUCCGCAGGUCCUUCAUACCGACCGCUGUCAGGCUCUACAACACCUGCACCACCUGAACCAUGUUGUAGUCACUAUGCUUUCUUUACACUGUACUCUUUACUUGUGUAGCUUGCUUGCUUGCUGCUGUAACAAGUAAA
Dunckerocampus dactyliophorus (ringed pipefish) is the source of this 2008-nucleotide messenger RNA. RefSeq names its product proton-coupled zinc antiporter SLC30A2-like. Lineage: Eukaryota; Metazoa; Chordata; Actinopteri; Syngnathiformes; Syngnathidae. The record is from RefSeq and is a predicted model, not a curated record. Gene Ontology annotation, molecular function: zinc ion transmembrane transporter activity. The transcript is spliced from 10 exons. Gene Ontology annotation, biological process: insulin secretion; response to glucose; zinc ion transmembrane transport. Bases 109 to 1254 code for a protein of 381 amino acids. Gene Ontology annotation, cellular component: plasma membrane.